CCUUAAUCUGCAAGACGCAGGCGCCUAUCCUGUCAUUACAGAGAAGGAGCUGGACAGAGCUGCUCUCUACUUGUAAAGGGGGCUGUCAGAGGGUCAGCUGCCCCCAUGGCAUCCCCACGCACUGUGACAAUAGUGGCCCUCUCUAUGGCACUGGGGCUUUUCUUCGUCUUUAUGGGAACCAUUAAACUGACUCCCAGACUGAGCAAGGAUGCAUACAGCGAGAUGAAGCGGGCAUAUAAAAGUUAUGUGAAAGCACUCCCAGCACUGAAGAAGCUUGGCAUUACUUCUGUUUUCCUUCGCAAGACGAUCGGUUCACUUGAGCUAGCCUGUGGGAUUGUCCUAACAUUGGUUCCUGGGAAGCCUAGGGAUGUUGCCAACUUCAUCCUCUUGAUUCUUGUUCUCAUUGUUCUGUUUUUCCACCAGUUGGUUGGAGAUCCCUUAAAACGUUAUGCCCAUGCACUUGUCUUUGGGAUUCUUCUUACCUGUCGCCUCCUUGUAUCCCGGCAACCAGAAGAAGAACCAUAUGAAAAGAAAGUAAUACGAGGAGGCAUUGGGGCAAACUCACGGGAACCCAACAAAAUGAAGGUGUCCUAAACUCCAAAUUAUCUUUUUCUCUUUUGGAUGCUUUUGGAAUCCCCUACAGCUGCUCCAUGAGCCUUAAGAUAACACAAUCUGCCCUGAAAUACAAUACAUCCAAUAAAUAUACAAGGUUAAUCACUAAAGUGAGAAUCCAAAGUUAAGGUCAAAAUAACCAAGCAAGAAACAUUGUCUAAGUCACCCGUGCUUUCAGUUCAUCUUCUCUGGCCUUAAAUUUGAAAUUCAUUUUGAAUUCUCACUUUAGUGAAUAAUCCUACUAGUCUUACCAUAUGUAAUAGGAGUUUUUGACAUUCAGGGAACUCAUAUCAAUUUCUGUUGUCGACAUGGCAGACAUAUCUGCAUUCUUAUGAGAGGCUUUACAUUUUUAAACAUUUCAGGACAGUCAAAAAGGAGCUUGAAAGGGAGGUGGUCAAACAUUUGGGGAUCAGUCUUAAGUAAUAAAAUUAUUUUAAUUCGGGGUAAACCCCAAACAAAUGGAGAUCUCUCUCAUGUCACAA
Pelobates fuscus (common spadefoot toad) is the source of this 1094-nucleotide messenger RNA. RefSeq names its product transmembrane protein 35A (gene TMEM35A). The transcript is spliced from 2 exons. Lineage: Eukaryota; Metazoa; Chordata; Amphibia; Anura; Pelobatidae. Gene Ontology annotation, cellular component: endoplasmic reticulum. Gene Ontology annotation, molecular function: acetylcholine receptor regulator activity. Gene Ontology annotation, biological process: chaperone-mediated protein complex assembly; positive regulation of protein localization to cell surface. Bases 106 to 594 code for a protein of 162 amino acids. The record is from RefSeq and is a predicted model, not a curated record.